Molecule: messenger RNA, 2165 nt
Organism: Cornus florida
Lineage: Eukaryota; Viridiplantae; Streptophyta; Magnoliopsida; Cornales; Cornaceae
Product: E3 ubiquitin-protein ligase PUB24-like
Exons: 1
Coding region: 423-1655 (410 amino acids)
Biological process (GO): protein ubiquitination
Molecular function (GO): ubiquitin protein ligase activity
Source: RefSeq, a predicted model, not a curated record
UCCACUAUGAACUGCCCAUACGAGAUGUUCCACGUGGCAGUUUUUAGACAACUGGAUAGAAAAAGUCAAAGAAAUGUGAAUUUUUUUGGCUUGUCUGGGGUUUGACCGCCGAAUCAGCAAUGUGAGAAUCUAUGACUGGUAAAAGAAGGAAUAGUACAAAAACAACAAUACUAAGAAAUAAAUAAAUAAAAAGAAAAAGAAAAAGAAAAUUUUCUAUCUAGAGUUUUCAUAGCACUACUCAGACCAUCAAUAUAUAAGCCGCUUUCUCUUACCAAAUACAUGUGUAUGAAAAUAUUGUCCUCUUAAUAAAACCCUCUCUCUCAUUGUUUGAAACUGAAACUGAUUAUUCAUUCUCAGCUUUUCUCGUUGUACACUCUCUCUUUCUCAUUGUUUGCAAUUCAUUCAUAUAUAUAUAUAUAUACAUGGAUAUGGAUGAAAUUGAAAUUCCUCAGUAUUUCAUAUGUCCCAUAUCUCUUCAGAUCAUGAAAGAUCCUGUCACGGCGGUGACUGGCAUCACGUAUGACCGGGAAAGCAUCGAGCACUGGCUGCUGACGGCGGAGGACAGCACGUGCCCGGUCACGAAGCAGCCUUUGCCUAGAGACUCUGAUAUGACGCCAAACGUCACACUCCGCCGGCUCAUCCAAGCAUGGUGCAUUAUCAAUGCCAACAAUGGAGUAGAUCGGAUUCCUACCCCUAAAUCCCCUCUCAACAGGUCUCAUGUUCGUAAACUCGUUCGAGACCUUAAAGUGCCUCACCUCUGCGUAAAUUCGUUAAAGAAAAUGGAAGAAGUCGCCAACAUGAACGAAAAGAACAGGAAAUGCAUGGUGGAAGCGGGCGUGACAAGAGAGAUGGUUUUGUUGAUAGUGAAAUGUUUCAAGGAAGGAAAAUUUGAGGGUGUCGAGGAAGCUUUUAGGGUUCUACAUCUUAUAUGGACUCCGAAUUCUGAAAACAAGCAGUUGGUUAAAGAAAACUUUGAUUUUAUUGAGUCAAUGAGAUGGGUUUUGGGAUGUGAUCAUGUUGGGAAUCAUGUGGAGGUGAAAACCCAUUCCCUGUUAACUAUGAAAAUGAUCUUGGAGGUUGUGAGUUCGAAUGUGCUUGAGCGAUUAAGGCUCGAUUUCUUCAAGCAGAUAGUAAAGAUUUUGAGAGAGAGAACCUCUCAUGAUCAACAAGUUCAGAAAGCUAUAUUGCACAUCUUAAUAGAAGCUUGCCCUUGGGGGAGAAACAGGAUGAAAAUCAUCGAGGCAGGGGCGAUUUUCGAGCUCAUUGAACUUGAAUUGGAUAAGCCUGAGAAGAAGGUGACUGAACUCAUAUUCUGCCUUUUGGCUCACUUGUGUUCUUGUGCUGAUGGGAGAGAGCAACUUCUGAGUCACGCGGGCGGUGUUGCCAUGGUGUCGAAAAGGGUCCUCAGAGUCUCUCCGGCAACAGAUGAUCGGGCGAUUCACAUACUUAUGCUGAUCUCUAGAUUCUGUGCGACUCAUCAACUUCUUCUAGAGAUGUUGAGGGUUGGAGCUGUGUCAAAGCUUUGCAUGGUGCUCCAAGCCGACUCCGAAAAAUAUUUGAAAAACAAAGCAAGAGAUGUCCUUAGGAUGCACUCUAAUGUAUGGAACAACUCUCCUUGUAUUGCUGUGUAUCUCUUAACAAUGGACACCAGGUGACAUUUUUUUAAACAUCCAAUCAAAAUUUUCUCAAUUGGAUGAAUAAGCCUUUUUUUGUGUAUAGCAGUAGUAGUUGGUAUUUACAUUUGAUGUGGUAAUUUUUGUUUUUGAACAUUAUAUGAUUAUGAAAAGAAUAAUGAUUUGUCCUCGGAAUCGGAGGACCAAAAUAUUGUUUUUUCACUGCUCGUAUGAUUUGCUUCUCGUCACAGAGGCAUCAUUGUUAUAAGGAAAUGAUCGUCAUGAAAAAAAUUUCCUGAUGUGUUGCUAUGCUUGUUCAGUUGGUGUGCUUCAAACAAAAAAAAAAAAAACUUCAAGCAAAAUUGUUAGAAUAUCAGAAGUUAGAGAUGCAAAGGCUCGAAACCGAGCAAGGGCAACUGGGAGCGAUCCAACCGCACUGUAUUUUUGUUGAGCUCUCCUUGCCUUCUUACCCCAAAAAGUGUUCGUUGAGGCUGGAUAAAUUUUAAUGCCCCAAUUUCUUUUUACUCUGGGGGAUGAAUGACUGAGCCAUGA